ACUUAGCAACAACAGAGACCGGCUAUACCAGCGAAUCAUUUCCGGUUAGCGUGUUACUCAAUAUCGCGAAAGCUUUCGAACUGAAAAUAGAUAUAUAUUGUAAAUAUUCUUUAUAUUCUGUAAUAGUCAUCAGGAUAUGAACAUAAGUCACUAUCCAAGGGCACAACAAUCCCACCGAAAAGUACUUAUCCUAGGCGCUGGUCUGUCUGGAAUUGUUGCUGGAAAAACCUUGCUGGACAAUGGUAUUGACGAUUUCUUGAUUCUUGAGGGUCAGGAUUAYAUUGGAGGUAGAAUAAAACAGGGAACUUUUAGUGGAUUUAACAUUGAGGAAGGAGCGAAUUGGAUUCAUAGUGCUGAAGACGAAGAAACAAAACCAAUUUGGAGAUUAAAAGGGGAUGAAAAUAUUUCUGGAGAAUGGACGAAUUACUUUGACUUCAUUAUAAGAAAUGAAAGAGGUGAAGACGUCACAAAGACGGAGGACAUUCACAAUUUACAGCAAUGUUUGAAUCAAAUAAACGUUGACGACGACCAAGGGGAUGUAUCAGCGCGUGAUGGUUUACGGAACUUGGGCUGGGACCCGUCGACSCCUGCACAAAUGGCCCUGGACUACCUAUUCACAAACUAUGAAUAUGGUCGAAAUCCAGAAAACUUCUCGUUUGAAGACUUUUAUAUACCGAAUAAUGAGUUCUUUAUAACGGAUCAACGUGGGGUGAUGGCUGUGUUUAGUAGUUUAUUGUCAAAGGUUGAAUCGAAGAUCARGCUGAAGAAAGGAGUCGAAAAGAUUGCGUAUAGUUCUACAAGCGUUGAGGUAACCACUUCAGAUGGAGAUGUGUACACAUCGGACUACGUGAUUUGUACAUUCAGUACAGGAGUUCUUGCCAGCAACAUGGUGAAAUUUCUUCCACCAUUACCAAAGUGGAAGCAGGACGCAAUAUCACAAGCCCCUAUGACAGUUUAUACCAAGAUCUUUUUAAAAUUUGAUGAGAAAUUCUGGGAUAACAACGAAUAUAUGUUACUGGCAAGUAAAAAACGAGGAUUUUAUCCCGUGUUUCAAAAUUUAGAAAGUCCUGGCAAGUUUCCCAAGGGUAGYGGGAUGCUGUUAAUUACAGUAACAGAAGAUGAAGGAAGAAGAAUUGAAAAACAAUCUUUUGAAGAAACUAAAGAAGAGAUUGUGAAAAUGUUGAGAGGAGUUUAUGGACCUGAUGUACCAGAACCGACAGACAUUUUCUAUCCACGGUGGUCAACYAAUCCAUUCAUACGUGGUGCAUWUUCUGAACCCUUAGUGGGYCGAACAGAUCAACAAGCUGAAGAUCUCAGUAAAAAUGUAGAAAAUUUGUACUUCGCUGGCGAAGCAACAUCAGAAUGGCACGGGUAUAUGCAGGGUGCUUAUUUAAGUGGAGAAGAAAAGGCGAAAAUAAUAGCAAAAUUAAUACAAUGUACAGAUAGCGAUUUUCUGUGUUUGCAAACAAUUUUAAAUUCGAAUCUAAUGAACUGAAUCGAUUUAUCAAACCAGAGUAGAAAUAUUUUGCGAUUCAAUAUUUAUUAGAUAUUGUUAUUAUUUUAUUGAAGAUUUUAUCAAAUUGAGUCUAUAAAAUAAAUAUAUUUUGAAUAUC
This is a messenger RNA of Exaiptasia diaphana, 1613 nucleotides long. Its product is annotated as polyamine oxidase 1. Gene Ontology annotation, molecular function: oxidoreductase activity. The record is from RefSeq and is a predicted model, not a curated record. The coding region runs from base 137 to 1495 and encodes 452 amino acids. Lineage: Eukaryota; Metazoa; Cnidaria; Anthozoa; Actiniaria; Aiptasiidae. The transcript has 7 exons.